This is a messenger RNA of Perkinsus marinus ATCC 50983, 1436 nucleotides long. RefSeq names its product Transketolase, putative. The record is from RefSeq and is a predicted model, not a curated record. The transcript has 3 exons. Gene Ontology annotation, biological process: pentose-phosphate shunt. The coding region runs from base 1 to 1257 and encodes 418 amino acids. Gene Ontology annotation, molecular function: transketolase activity. NCBI's taxonomy places the organism in Eukaryota, Perkinsozoa, Perkinsida, Perkinsidae. Gene Ontology annotation, cellular component: cytosol.
AUGCCCCUAUCAUGUAACAUGAUUNNNNAGGAGGCCAAGAAGUGCACUGACAAGCCUACUAUCAUCAAGGUCCAUACCACCAUUGGUUAUGGCUCGGCCAAGCAGGGCACGUCCAAAGUCCAUGGGUCUCCCUUGGGUGACGACGAUCUCGCCAAUGUGAAGAGGGAGUUUGGCUUCGACCCUGAGAAGCACUUCGAGAUCCCCGCUGAGGUCCGCAGUCUCUACCAGAGCGCCCUUGCUCGCGGUGAGAAGGCCAACAAGGAACGCUUCAAGGGAGAACUACCCAUUGAUUUGGACGAGUGCAUUCCCAAGUAUCAGCCUGGUGACAAGGCGAAGGCCACUCGUGUCACCAGUGGCGAGGUGCUUGCUGCUCUCAUGAAGCGCCUCCCUGAGAUCGUUGGAGGGUCAGCUGAUCUGACUGCCUCCAACAUGACCAAUAUGGGCAAAUACCCCGUCAUGCAGAAGGGUGCCAUGCAGAACCGCUACAUGGAGUUCGGUAUUCGCGAGCACGGUAUGGCUGCUAUCUUGAAUGGUAUGCACGCCUAUGGUGGCUUCCUUCCCUUCGGAGCCACCUUUGUCAACUUCAUAGGCUACUGCUGGGGUGCUGUCAGACUCUCAUGCCUCUCGAAACAACAGGUCCUCUAUGUCAUGACCCAUGACUCCAUCGAUCUCGGUGAGGAUGGUCCUACUCAUCAGCCUAUUGAGAUGCUCCCCUUGUUGCGUGCUACCCCUAACAUGAGUACUUUCAGACCAUGUGAUGGCCGCGAAACCGUCGGUGCCUAUAUGGCCUACUUGAACAACAAGGAAGGCCCUACUACUCUCAUUCUUAGUCGUUCCGGACUUCCCACCUUCGACCAUUCCUCUCCUGAGGGUGCUAUGAAGGGCGCUUAUAUUAUUGAUGAUUUCUCUGGCAAGGGUGACAAGAAGGUCAUUAUCAUCGCCAGUGGCACUGAGGUUCUCCAGUCGGUGGAGGCUAAAAAGCUGCUAACUGAACAGGGUGUUGAUGCUCGUGUUGUGUCUAUGCCCUCUUGGGAUCUUUUCGAGAAGCAAAUUGAUGAUUACAAGAAGGUUGUCUUCCCUGAGGGUGUCAAGAGGUUGAUGGUUGAAGCCGCCAGUCCCCUCGGAUUCGAGAGGUACGCUGAUGAGUGGAUUGCAAUGACUACGUUUGGUGCCUCUGGUCCCGCUAAGGAUGUGAAGGCCAAGUUUGGCUUUACUGCUGAGAACAUUUGUGAGAGGGCUAAGAAGCUUGCCGCUUAAGGGAGCUGCUUGGCUAUGAUUAUGCCUUUGUGGCAUGUUGUUAAUACUAGGGUAUUAUUUCAAUUUCUAGUAGUUACUAUUUAUAGUCUGUGCUGAUGUUAACGAUGUUCCUUUAUCGUCAACCCGCUAGUAACGCGAUGUUGUUGAUGACACAUCCAGAUCUACGACACGCAAAGAAG